AUGACAAAUCGAGCUAUAUUGACACCAAAGAACAACUCCGUCGAUGAGAUAAAUACAAUACUUAUUCAAAGAUUUCCUGGUACAGUUACACAAUACUAUAGCUUCGAUGAAACGAUUGAUACAUCAGAACAAGGCAUCAUGGAGGAUUUCUUAAACACAUUAACACCAAAUGGACUUCCACCCCAUGAAUUAUUACUAAAAAAAAAUUGUCCUAUCAUGUUACUCAGAAAUGUCAAUCCUUCAGAAGGUUUAUGCAAUGGAACACGUCUUAUUUGUCGCAACUUUGAACGAAAUAUCAUUGAUGCUGAAAUUGCAGUUGGUCACCACACCGGAAAAAGAGGCAAUCGACUACAAGCAACAAUUUUCGGCAAAGAUAUAGACCUACGUAAUGAUAUGUUACACAUAUUCCGGUCUUACUACAUCAGUAAUGCUUAUGUUAAGCCUUUAGAUCCCAAGCAUAGAAUUGAAGCAUAUGAAUACCAGUGGAUCUUAAAUUCAAGAACAAUCAUCGAAAACAUUCCAGAUGACGAAGUGGAAUUACAACCACCAGAAUAUGAUAUUAUCCCAUUCACCAAUCUGCAUGACUACAAAAACACUGGAACUGAAAUAGCUAUUCUGGCGAUCGCAAUAUACAUGAAACCUCCCAGAGAAAUUACCUCAAUACAUGGGCCAACAAAAAUUCAAGAAAUAUAUGUUAUCGACCAGAGCCUGAUGCCCAUAUGGUUAACUAUGUGGAGUCGAUUUGUGGACGGUGAAUGCCGAGCAAUCUCUGAUAUUAUUGAAGCUAAGCCAACUCUACUCGCAACACGUUUAAAAGUCGGUUCAUACAAUGGUCUUUCUCUUUCAUCUCAACAGACAAGUGUAUUUACCUUAAAUCCUGUCAUCCCUGCUGCAACUCCAUUAUGUCAAUGGACGAUGCUUAAUCAUGCACUGCUUGAAGAAAUCGUCGAAAAAAAUCUACAUCAUACAACGGCAUCAGCAUCAGCAUCGACAUCAAAUGUUGACAUGAAAGACAUAAUUAAGCUUGAUGAUCUUGCUGGUUUUCUUAAAUCACUACAACCAAUGACGAAAGCAAAAUUUUGGAUUAAAGCAACUAUUUGUGUGGUUGAUCUCCAUCAAAUAUUCUUCUACAUGUCCUGCAUUGGGUGUAAGAAGGGGACUGGAUAUGAGCAAAAUGAAAAAUUUCAAUGUUAUCAUUGCAAAUACUUGAGCAAUGCACAACCACGCUGUCGAGCUUACAUCGAAGUUGACGAUGGUAAUGGACGACUUGGGGCUGUCAUGUUCGGUCAAAUUGCAGAAGAAGCUCUGGGUUGCACAGCAAUCGAACUAAUGGAACAUACAGGAAAGGAACAUUUACCGUAUAUCUAA
Juglans microcarpa x Juglans regia is the source of this 1368-nucleotide messenger RNA. Its product is annotated as replication protein A 70 kDa DNA-binding subunit B-like. The coding region runs from base 1 to 1368 and encodes 455 amino acids. The record is from RefSeq and is a predicted model, not a curated record. Lineage: Eukaryota; Viridiplantae; Streptophyta; Magnoliopsida; Fagales; Juglandaceae. The transcript has 9 exons.